Messenger RNA from Drechmeria coniospora, 318 nucleotides. RefSeq lists its product as uncharacterized. The record is from RefSeq and is a predicted model, not a curated record. NCBI's taxonomy places the organism in Eukaryota, Fungi, Ascomycota, Sordariomycetes, Hypocreales, Ophiocordycipitaceae. Bases 1 to 318 code for a protein of 105 amino acids. The transcript has 3 exons.
AUGACUGGAGCUGCGAAAAUCCUCUCCGCUCGCACCGGCCGCUUGUUGGCUGCGCGACCAUUCUCGUCAUCUGCGCGGCGAAUGGCCGAUGUUGCGCCUCUGCCCGCACGGAAGCCGAUGGGGGCAUUCCGGGGAGGCGCUUUUGGCUUUCUGUUCGGUUGCGUCUUGUCCGGCGGCGCCGUCUACAAUUAUCUACUCCAGGAGUACAAGGCAUCCAACGACCUUUUGACCGAGGACAUCUACACGCUGCAAGCUUCGGUUACCCGCCUCAGCAAUUAUGUCAGGAAUCUCGAGGAAAAGGCGCAGGGGAAAAAAUAG